Messenger RNA from Pestalotiopsis fici W106-1, 1173 nucleotides. RefSeq lists its product as uncharacterized. The transcript has a single exon. Bases 1 to 1173 code for a protein of 390 amino acids. NCBI's taxonomy places the organism in Eukaryota, Fungi, Ascomycota, Sordariomycetes, Amphisphaeriales, Sporocadaceae. Gene Ontology annotation, molecular function: nucleotide binding. The record is from RefSeq and is a predicted model, not a curated record.
AUGACGGCAAUCCGUGUAGCUCUCAUAGGUCUUUCCUCGGUAGCAAAGACUUCUUGGGCAGCUCAAGGUCACCUCCCAUAUCUAUCCUCUGCCAAAGGCAGGCGUCACUAUGAAAUCGUUGCUCUGCUCAACUCCACCAAGUCUGCAGCCGAGGCAGCGCGACAACACUUUGGCCUGCCGAGCAAUGUGAGGACCUAUGGAGAUCCAACAUUGCUUGCACAGGAUCCCGAAGUUGACUUGGUCGUCUGUAAUACACGAGUCGAUGUGCACUUCUCAAGCAUAGAGCCCUCCAUUGCAGCGGGAAAGGCCGUCUAUGUGGAGUGGCCGCUCACUGAGAACCUGCAACGGGCCUAUCAAUUGACCAGAGGCCAACCUUUACCUAACAGCAUCAUGGGUCUUCAAGGGAGGGUCGCGCCCGUGAUUACAACCUUGAAAGAUUUAUUGGACUCUGGGCGCAUCGGGCCAGUUCUCAGCAGCGACAUUAAGGCAUUUGGGAAGUUACUGGCCAACGAUGCACUGCCAACUGGCCUCUCCUAUUUUGCCGAAAGAGCAGUGGGAGGAAACCCAAUCACCAUUGCGUAUGCACACAUGAUAGACUUUGUCCACGAGGUUUUGGGCAAUUUCGAGUCGUUCCAGAGCCGCAUGACUAUCCAACAGCCCACUAUAAAGCUUCUGGGAAGCGGUGGCGAGGACCUUGGUACGGUCACGUCUGACGUGCCAGAUUUUCUCGCCGUACAUGGAAUUGUCAAAGGCCGGCGAACUGCUUCGGAUGGUGCUGUUUUGGCUGUCACGUUUAGAAAUGGCAAGCCUUUCAAAGACACACCCGCCUUCACCUGGACCAUCAAUGGUCAGAAGGGAGAGAUCCUUGUGGUUAGCCCUUCCGGACCAUAUAUCCAUUCAGAUUCCUACCAUGCUCCAAUUACCAUCCAGGUCCACGAUCAUGCAACGAAUCAGGUAGAAACAGUGGAAUGGGAUUGGGAGGACUGGCAAAAAGAACUUCCCAUCAGAGCACGAAUCGUUGCAGAAUUAUAUGAGAGAUUUGCCUGGUGGUGGGAAAAUGGUAGGCCAACAGGUCAGCUACCAGACAACAGGGAGUGGCCAAGGCUCCACGAUGGUUUAGGAAGGCUUCAAGAGCUUGAAGAGCUGUUUGCUCAGUAUGACAAACAGCAGUGA